This is a messenger RNA of Gymnodraco acuticeps, 6389 nucleotides long. RefSeq names its product Ets2 repressor factor (gene erf). Gene Ontology annotation, biological process: cell differentiation; regulation of transcription by RNA polymerase II. Gene Ontology annotation, molecular function: DNA-binding transcription factor activity, RNA polymerase II-specific; sequence-specific DNA binding. Lineage: Eukaryota; Metazoa; Chordata; Actinopteri; Perciformes; Bathydraconidae. The record is from RefSeq and is a predicted model, not a curated record. Gene Ontology annotation, cellular component: nucleus.
CGGCCCCGUGUGGCAGGAGGAGAGCGAAACACGACACCCCGACAGAGAAAGGGGGGGGGGGUUGUUGAGAGAACACGAAGAAGUGAGUGAGUGAGUGGAAAAAGAAAAAGUGUGUGCCGGAGAAAGAGAGGGGCAGAGAAAGGAGAACAGAGUUGGCUUUGCUUUUUGAGUUGCUUUCAGAAGCGUCGUUGUUUGGACUGUCGGUAAGGAUGAUGAUGUGGAGGAGGAAUCGACCAUGCGACACGGUUGCAACAAACGGGAUGAACAUUUAGACUCUCCGCAUUCCGCUGCUCCACACCGACCGACCGCAGCACGGCUCCUACAAACUCUGCGCCAUUCGGACCCGGGACACUGGAUUUCCCCCCAGGCUCGGGGCAACUUUUCACACAAGACUCCUUGUACUUCAACUUAAAUACCCCGGCUAAAACUUUUUCAGCAAAAGCCAAUGUGUCGAAUUAAAACGCCGAGCCGCGUGUGAAGUUGGCGGUUAGUUCUCUGAAGUUGGAGCGAGCCCGUAGUGAAGACAGGUUCUCCUCUAACACUUGUGAGAACAACACCGGAGGAAGGAGUGGGGUGUCACUGCUAACUUCGCUAGCAAACUUAGCUAGCCAAGUCUAAAGUUACGAGUCGACGGGGAAAGUGUCUGAAGCAAUAAGACGAAGACGACAACAAAGAUGAAAACGUCGGCAGACCCGGGGUUUGCCUUUCCGGAUUGGGCCUACAAGCCCGAGUCGAGCCCGGGCUCCAGACAGAUCCAGCUCUGGCACUUCAUCCUGGAGCUGCUGAGGAAGGAGGAGUACCACGAUGUCAUCGCCUGGCAGGGAGACUACGGAGAGUUCGUCAUCAAGGACCCGGACGAGGUGGCCCGCUUGUGGGGGGCCAGGAAGGCUAAACCGCAGAUGAACUACGACAAGCUCAGCCGAGCUCUGAGAUACUACUACAACAAAAGGAUCCUCCACAAGACCAAAGGCAAGAGGUUCACCUACAAGUUCAACUUCAACAAACUAGUGCUGGUCAACUACCCCUUCAUCGACAUGGGCUCUGGUAGGGUCCCUCAGAGUGCCCCUCCAGUGCCAACCGGAAACAGCCACUUCCGUUUCCCCCCCUCCACACCCUCAGAUGUGCUCUCCUCCAAUGAGGAGCUGCGCAGCCCCGGCAUGUUCAGCAGCGUGGCUCGCCGCAUGGCUCGCGGCUCUGUGAGCGACUGCAGCGACGGCACAUCCACCAACUCUGAGCUGGAGGAGGCCAUGGGGGCCGAGGAGCGAGGCGCGGGGCCGGACCGGGCCUACAGGGGUCUGCUGCCCCCCCGCCUGCCGCACGACUCUCUAUUCAGGAUCUACCCAGCAGUCCUCGGCAGGCACGGCCCCAGGGUGCACCCAGAUUCCCUGUCUCCUUUCCCCGUCUCCCCCCUGCCCGGCCCUGGUGGGCUCCUGGGCCCAAAUCUGUCCCCAGCCCUCUCCAUGACCCCCACCCCCCACAUGUCCUACACCCCCUCUCCCUCCAUGUCCUCUCCGAUGUUGGGCUCCCACUUCUCCUUCAACCAGGAGGACAUGAAACACUACCUGCAGGCCCACACCCAGUCCGUCUACAACUACCACCUCAGCCCCCGGGCCUUCCUCCACUACCCAAACAUUAUCAUCCCCCAGCCCCACCGCCCCACCCCGGAGAAGGCGGCCGCCCAUCACCUCCACUGCCCGCCCCUGCCGCUUUCUCAUCCGCUCAGCCAGCAGUCAGCAGGCGGCGACGAGAGGGAUCAGCACCCGUCACCGUUCAAGUUCAAGCUGCAGCCGCCGCCGCUCGGGCGCAAGCAGAGGGACUCUGGGAGCUCAUUGGCUGGUGCCUCGUCCUCCUCUUCCUCCAGCCAGUCCUCCUCAUUCACAGGGUCAAGUCAGAUAAUCAACUCCUCUUUGGCUACGGGGCCUCCUAAGAUCAAGGUGGAGCCCAUAUCAGACAUCGACUCGGAAGAGGAGGUGCAGGUGACCGACAUCAGCGAGGAUGAUGAGCUCAAUCACAGUGACGAGGAGGAACAAGGUGGCAUUUUCACACCGACAGCUCAUCACUAUCACCAUCAGCUCAACAGCCAUCUCCGGGCCAACGGAAACAUGAGCAGCCUCUCCGCGCCUCCACACAGUCACCCUGAAGAAGACCCCGACGAUGAUGUCUUCAAGACCCCUGCCACUCCCCCCAUCGGCAGUAGCAGCAUCGGCAGCAGCAGCAGCAGCAGCAGCAGCAGCCAGGCCUUCCCCCUGAUCAACCUGAAGAGCGAGCCAGGCCACGUGGCUCCCAUCAGCCCCUGCAUCCCGCUCAAACUGCGCUUCAAACGCCGCUGGAGCGAAGACCAGAAGAUGGAGGCGGACGGAGAGAGGGGCGAGGCAGAGGAUAAGAAAGUGAGAGCUGACAGAGAGGAGGAGGAGAAAAGAGUAGGGCAGGCAGAGAACGGGGGAGGAAGAGGAGGAGCGGGAGGUGUUAUUUUGGGGUUGAUGCUGCCACCGCCUCCCACCCAGCGCAGAGCGAGCUCGGAGCUGCAGAGGGCCACGGCGCAGCUGUCACUGGAAAACACUGGCUGCUGAACACACAUACACACAGGGGAGUCAAAACACACACACCCUUAGUCUAGUCCACACACUUAAUGGAGUGCAGCAGGAAUGAGUCCUAAACCCUGGAAAGCAUUCUUGUCCUUCAGGUCCCAUGCCCUUUUUUGACUGUGCUAUCCACAAGCCUUAAAUAAGGCCUGUGGUUAACACAAGCUUAAGAGAUUUUCACAUUUGUUUUACGACAUAAAAUACUUCAGCAAAAUACCUCAUUAGUGAGCUGGAAGGUUUUACAUGUCUUAAAACUUUAAACCUUCAAAGCGGGUCCCUAACAAGUGGCUAAAUGAGACUACAGAGUUUGUCUGGGACCUUUCACCUUUUCAUCAUCAUCCCUGCAGCGCUCUAUGGGUUUAGACCAUAAUGCCUCGUGGUAACUUGACAGCAGUAGUGUGCAUAAUGCUGGAAAAUAGAGAUAGUGACUGAAAGGUGAUUCUAGAAACACACUUAUAUUUUGUCUGAAUUUGUACAUGUGUCAUAUGUAGGACAUGCUCCUACAUGACACAUGUUCACAAUAUAGUAAAAACAAGAUGUUUCCAUAGUUACUUCUCAAGUUUCGUCACUGUUUUAGCAGCAUCAACACACUUUCCCUUAGCACCUUCCUAUGGUCAGUACUGUGAGCUACCAGACAUUAUGGCCUGUGUCGGGCCAUACAGCCUGCUGUGUGUGUGUAGCCUCUAAUGUACUGCAAGCCAAGCCCCAUCAAACAUGACCAGCAGACAGUGUUCUUGCUGUGACUGACAACAUUGAGAGAUAAUCCAACUUUAUUCUGACUAACUUUUAACUAAAGAGUCCUACAAAGAGGGGGUCUUUAUCUCUUAGGACUUGCACAUCGCCCUCAUAGUGCCAGUUAAAUCACACCAGUGCCCAGAUAAUGUAUUCACAACUGGUCUAUUUGUUUAUCCGGGGCAGUGGAAUAAAUCAUCCUAAAGGCAGCCUGCAUCGUACAGCAGUAGAACUUCUCACCUUGUACAGACAGAUCCUAACGUUACUAAAACCUUUCAUCAGCCCCGAUAGAGAUUACACAAGUGCCUCUCUGUCCUCACCCAGCAGUCGUUUCCAAGAUGAAGAGCAUCCAAAGGGGGAAGAAAAGACCUUGCUCCGGUGGGCCUCAGACUGAAGAGGGUGAUUAGAAAACGCUCUCCAGUCACGGCCUUUUCUCCAGGAAAAAACCUUGGACACUAUGAGGCUGCACCAAGGCCACGUUCCUCAUUCACUACAGUGUAUAAAGACAUGAAAUGAGGCUGGUGUUAUACAUGUUGAAGACAGUCAAACUAGGCACGAUGGAAGAUGGAGAUUGUGAUGAACUGACCUGCCACAUGAGACGUUUGUUAGCCAGUGAAUGGACGUGUACAGAGAAAACAAACCUGGGUCUUUAAAGAAAAAGCCGGUUCUAUCUCUCCUUUUUCUCUCAUUGAGGAAAUGAGGAAGCAGCUACUUGAAAGGCUGUAAUUACAGACACACUUGGUCCUGAAUGUGUGUGCGUAGAGAGCUGGUGUCAAAAAGAAACCCUAUGCCUCGAGGAUACAGCGUUUUGUGUCUUUGUACAAUCUUUGGAGGGUUCUGAGGGCAUUCGUCGUGUUGUCUCCCUCUAACACAGAUCUGCAGCUCUCUUCUGCAUUCCCCCCAUCUGUUUCAUUUUGAAAAGACUGUAUUCUUUCUGUCAAAGGACAUGGACAGUAUUUUAGGGCAUUUGCAGUGAUCUGAGGUCUUUCUGUAUUUUGGUGAUAACAGUGGUAUCUGUUCACGUGAUGCGAUGAUUGAAGAGAUCUGAUUGGUCUAGGUGAGAGAAAGCAUGUAAUGAAUGUCGAGCAUCAAGGUUAACUCAGGCUAAACCCCUCACUGAGAUAGCGAGAAACAUAUUUUUAUGACAUUUUAUUAAGUAAGAAGACCCAUUUUAACGAACAAACUAUCCCAAAUAAGAUUGUGCCUUUUUUUUAAAGCCAACAAAGACUUUUAUCAAGCUACCCCCAGCAAAAUAUUUUAUCACACACACUACCACCAUGCCUUCUGUUUUUUGUAAAAGAGAGAUACAGAAUAAGUAAAUCUACACAUAUAUAUUUUAUUCAAAUAUAUAUUGAAUUCAAAUAUUAUAUUCAAUAUGCUCAUUUGAUACAGAUCGGGAAAAUCCUACUAUUUUUAAACGGUAAAAGAUAUGUAUAUAUUCUAACGGGGCAUAUUAUUACCAGUAUAAUUCAGCCUAUGCCUUCUCACCCUUGCCUUCUCUUGACCGUUGAGCUGCAGUGACAAAGGCCACCGGUGUCAGAGUUAUAUAUUUAUAUUGUACAAAUAUUAAAAAAGACAGUUAUUGUGUAUUCAGGGGAUGAGGAUAAAUGGGUGAGCAGAAUUUUAACCACACCUGGGUCGAAUUGUAUUUACUUUGUUGGUCGGAGUGUUUGUUAUACCAUACCUGGAGUAGCAGAUUUGCCGGGGUUUACAACAUGACACAGAUAGGAGAACCCCACCAAAAAUAAACACCAGAGUACUUCUGAUUAAAAAAAUAAAUAAAAAAGUGGCGCUGGUCCAAACUUAGAGAGGGUUACGGACUUGCUUGUUCUGAUUAAAUGCGAGGAUUCUGAUUGGCCGACAGCAGGUGUUCACGUUACCUCACAGGACCGCAGCUGCUGAUAAGACUGGACUUUGGUUGGAGCGUGGACUCUAGCGGCUUUGUGUCAACUGGGUGUGUGAACCCUGCCCAUUCACACACACACACACACCCUGCCCUGGUUACAGUAAGGCUUUACUGUGGCUAGAAUAAAAGAGAAACAUGACAUCACACGUGACAUCAGACGCCCCCGCAGUCUCUCUGGAGUAGACGGCAAACCAAAGACACAUUUACACACACACACACACAGGAAAUGGCAUCACAAAACCUCGGAGUGGAGAGAAAGGGACUUCCCAUAACCUGACUCGCUCAUUUUGCGCUGUGUGUAUGUGUGUUUUCUAUGGUUAUGCCGUCUACACACACCCACACCCUAUCACCUUAUACAGUCCCACUUUAUUUUGACAUUUUUCUUUACCAGGCACAAAAACACUAAAUCUAUCCUUUUAAUUGUCGACAAAGUCAGCAUUAAAAGUGUCAAACCUCCUUUUUUUAAUGUCAUUUUCUUUCAAUAAAAAUCGCUUUAAGUGCCAGAUAAAGAAAUAUAUUUUAGCUAUAUAGAAUGUAGCAGUUUAAAAGAGUGUCUGGUAAAGAUAAACACCGAGUCGUACCCGCACUGCUGCACCUGUGCUGCCUUACCUUUCAUGGUCUCGAACAAAAAAGAGAACAACUUUUCCCCCAAAAUUCCCCUUAAUUCCCUCAAUGCUGUUCUUAUUUGUUUCUGUGUUUUUUCAGACAUAUUACUGUUUUGAUUAUUUUGUACCCUCUUGCCCAUGGCCCGGUCUCUUCUCAUGAAUACUGUAUGUUUUUUGUUCCACUCUUUCACAUUAACUUCAACUAGUUUUAAGUGCAGUCUUUUUUUAUAACCAUAUUAACAUGGACAAGAGGAGGGUCACUUAAUCCCCACAUGAUAUAGAGCAGGGGAAGAAACUUUUUUUUUAAUGUUGUAUAUAUAUUUUUUCCAUUUUGGAGCAUUGUGUAAGAAAAAAAGCUUUGUACUGUUUAACCAUUUUAUUUUGGCUCCCUUCUCCGUCUCUGCUCUCACGUCCAACCCGACUGUGAGCUGUCACUCCAGAGGAGAGAUGGAGACUUUUUGUUUUCAUCCCGGAGGAACCACCUGUACUAGUUUCUCUACUCUCUGUUCAUCUUCAUUUGUAAUUAAACAAUAAUCAGGGUUCAUUAAAAAAGGUAAAAAUGGA